AGAGAGAGAGAGAUUUCGGAAAUGCAGAAGAGGCAGCGAUUUUGCUGGCCGAUCGGAAAAUCAUCAUCGCCGGAGAUUUGAUGGGAUCGAUGCGCUUGGUAUUAGAGCUGUUGUACGCAUUUCAUGGAGGCAAUGUUACGGUGUACUCCAUGUCUGGCUGUCAGAUUCGGCUGUAAGCUUCGACUCGCUGUCGUUGUCCUCGAGAUUGUAUUGCUAUUUGUAUGGUUGGAAGCUACUAAUGCGCAUUCUCAAGAGAUCAUACUGGGAGGGCAAGGCUCAGAGAGGUCAUCUGAGAACAUUGUUUCUCACUCCUGCAUCCAUGACCAGAUACUCAAACAACGAAGGCGACCUGGUCGCAAGGUGUACACUGUUACUCCACAGGUGUAUGAGGGUUCUGGUAGCUCAAAAGCCCUUCACCAAAAAGGCAGGGCAUUGCUUGGAAUUUCAAAGCAGUCUGUAAAGCAGAAGGAUGCAAAACUGCCCAUUAGAAUAUAUCUAAAUUAUGAUGCUGUUGGUCACUCUCCUGAUAGAGACUGUCGGAAUGUGGGUGACAUUGUGAAGCUAGGUGAGCCUCCUAUCAGUUAUCUUUCUGGCUCUCCUUCGUGUAAUCCUCAUGGAGAUCCUCCAAUUUCUGGUGACUGCUGGUAUAACUGCACUUUGGACGAUAUAGCUGGGAAGGACAAAAGACAACGCCUUCGGAAGGCUUUAGGUCAGACAGCAGACUGGUUCAGGAGAGCCUUAGCUGUUGAACCUGUGAGAGGGAACUUGCGAUUGAGCGGAUAUUCAGCAUGUGGUCAAGAUGGGGGAGUACAGCUGCCCCGUGAAUAUGUUGAAGAGGGUGUUGCUGAAGCAGACCUUGUUCUUUUGGUCACAACAAGACCUACCACUGGUAAUACCCUUGCAUGGGCAGUGGCUUGUGAACGUGAUCAAUGGGGUCGUGCAAUUGCAGGACAUGUAAAUGUUGCUCCUCGCCAUUUGACAGCUGAAGCAGAAACUUUACUUUCUGCCACUCUAAUUCACGAGGUUAUGCAUGUUCUUGGUUUUGAUCCACAUGCCUUUGCUCAUUUUAGGGAUGAGAGGAAGAGACGGCGUAGUCAAGUUACAGAACAAGUCAUGGAUGAAAAGCUUGGGCGGAUGGUAACCCGUGUGGUGCUCCCACGGGUUGUCAUGCAUUCACGAUAUCAUUAUGCGGCAUUCUCUGAGAAUUUUACUGGUUUAGAGCUAGAAGAUGGGGGAGGGCGUGGCACAUCAGGGUCACACUGGGAAAAAAGGCUUCUAAUGAAUGAAAUUAUGACGGGAUCAGUGGAUACAAGAUCCGUGGUUUCAAAAAUGACACUGGCCCUAUUAGAAGAUAGUGGAUGGUACCAUGCUAAUUAUAGUAUGGCAGACAAUCUUGAUUGGGGUCGCAACCAAGGAACUGAAUUUGUUACUUCCCCUUGCAACGUCUGGAAGGGAGCAUAUCAUUGCAACACAACACAAUUGUCAGGAUGCACGUACAAUAGAGAAGCAGAGGGUUACUGUCCAAUUGUAAGUUACAGUGGGGACCUACCCCAGUGGGCACGUUAUUUUCCACAGGCUAACAAAGGUGGACAGUCUUCGCUGGCUGAUUAUUGCACCUAUUUCGUAGCUUACUCUGAUGGAUCAUGUACAGACACUAACAGUGCACGACCACCUGACAGAAUGUUAGGUGAAGUUCGAGGGAGCAACUCUAGGUGUAUGGCCUCAUCAUUAGUCCGUACUGGUUUUGUGAGGGGUUCUAUGACCCAAGGAAAUGGAUGUUAUCAGCACAGAUGUGUUAACAACUCGUUAGAGGUUGCUGUGGAUGGGAUGUGGAAAGUAUGUCCUGAAGCUGGUGGACAAAUUCAGUUCCCAGGAUUUAAUGGUGAAUUGAUAUGCCCGGCGUACCAUGAACUCUGUGGUACCGGGAUAGUUCCCGCGGCAGGCCAGUGUCCAAAUUCAUGUAAUUUGAAUGGCGACUGUGUUGAAGGAAGAUGCCACUGUUUUUUAGGGUUCCAUGGUUCUGAUUGUAGCAAACGCUCCUGUCCCAGCAACUGUAGUGGACAUGGCAACUGCCUAUCGAACGGGAUAUGUGAAUGUAGAAAUGGGUACACUGGCAUUGAUUGCUCCACUGCUGUUUGUGAUGAGCAAUGCAGCCUUCAUGGAGGUGUCUGUGAUGAUGGGGUGUGUGAAUUCCGCUGCUCUGACUACGCAGGCUACUCAUGCCAGAACAGCACAAUGCUUCAUUCUAGUCUUAAAGUUUGCAAAGAUGUGCUAGAGAAUGUCAAGUCUGGUGCUGGUCAGCACUGUGCCCCCAGUGAACCAAGUAUAUUGCAGCAGCUAGAGGAUGUGGUGGUGAUGCCCAACUACCAUCGUUUGUUCCCUGGUGGUGCUAGGAAACUCUUUAGCAUCUUUGGCACCAGCUAUUGUGAUACAACUGCAAAGCAGUUAGCUUGCUGGAUCUCAAUUCAAAAGUGUGACAAAGAUGGGGACAACAGGCUGCGGGUAUGCUAUUCAGCUUGUCAAUCAUAUAAUUCAGCAUGCGGAGCUUCACUUGAUUGCUCCGACCAAACCCUGUUCAGCAGCAAGGAUGAAGUAGAGGGUCAAUGCACAGGGUCUAGCGAGAUGAAAACAUCAUGGGCUAGCAGCGUACUUAGUUGGUUCUCAAGUAACGAUUCCUCCAGAGGAAUGUCUGUAAAAAAUAGGCAGCUCUAGUUUUUUCGUUUCAUCUUUUUCCAAUUUUUUGUUUGUAAUUUUUUAGGUUUCCAUUUUAGGGAAGGAUGGCCAAGAAAAGCCAGCCCUAGAUGUAGGUUCCCUCUGUUACCCAACAAUCUUUAAAAAAAAAAGUUGGGUAGGAAGGUGAGUUGUGGCUUUCAAAGAUGAAAGGCACUUGUAGAGAGUAUUGGAAAUGUUAGGAAUGCAAGGAAAGAGGAAAGAAAAUGUGAGAUGUCUGCACAGUUGUUUGGCCGAAGGCCUUGAAAUAGAAAGAAAAUACCUUGCAUUUC
This is a messenger RNA of Fragaria vesca subsp. vesca, 3002 nucleotides long. RefSeq names its product leishmanolysin-like. Gene Ontology annotation, biological process: proteolysis; cell adhesion. The transcript is spliced from 17 exons. The record is from RefSeq and is a predicted model, not a curated record. Bases 124 to 2712 code for a protein of 862 amino acids. Lineage: Eukaryota; Viridiplantae; Streptophyta; Magnoliopsida; Rosales; Rosaceae. Gene Ontology annotation, cellular component: membrane; cytoplasm. Gene Ontology annotation, molecular function: metalloendopeptidase activity.